UAUAAAAGGGAACUUUUACAUUUUGUCCACACACACACAAACACACACAAGUACAGUACACACACUGGACUCAGAGAGAGGUUUGUUUACUUCAGCGGCAGCAGAAAGAUGAAAUUGAUUUGUGACUCCACCCUCUGUCUUCUCCACCUGCUGCUACUGGCGGAGCUGUUUGUCCAUACCUCGUCUCGUCCCACCAGCAGUCCAUCCCUCUGUGGCAUGUUUGGAUCGAUGAUCCAUCAGGUGGACAGGCUGAAGAACUUAUCCAAAAAACUCCAUGACCUGACCGACACUGAGCUCCCAAACUUUGUUGUUGAUGAAACCAGACUGGAUUCUCUUCCUCAUAUACAAGCCAAUGCUGAAAGCUUACAUUCACUGAAGGUGAAUGAGUCACUCUCCCAGCUGUAUGUGUUCACUCAGUCCUUCAGACUUCACGUCGACUGGUUGAAAACAGCACGUCAAAACGUCAGUCUGUCCUCCACGGCAGCAGAGAGCAUCAGCACUCACCUCCUGCAGCUUUCCAACCUUCUUACUGUGUCUCUGAAUCAGAUCAGUGAAGAGGUUCCUCAGUCACCGACUCCUUCGCUCCCGGUCGUCUCCACCACCUUCGACGCACAGCAAUUCUCUGUCGAGAUCUCUGAACGGUUACGAGUCUUUCAUGACUGGUCAAAAAGAGUGCUACGGACUCUCAAGGGAACCUGCCGUAAACUCUAAACCCCCGCCUUCAGUUUAAAAGCAACUGCUGCAGAAAACCCCACAGAACCACUGUUAACUUUUCCCCCAGCAAAAAGUUUAAGCCUCGUAAGCAGGAUGGCAAUGUCUGUCAUUUUAUUUAUUUCAUUCCUUUUAGCAUGUUAGCAAGCUGAUAUUAGCAUUUAGCUCCAAGCACCGUUGUGCCUGCAAACAGGCUCUCAGAGCUGCUGACCCGGCUGUAGACUGUUGGUCUAGUUGUAACUCAUGAUGUUGUGCAGGUUCUGAUCUUUAUUGGGUCGUUUCAGCCUGAUUGCAGCGUUGAACUGUUCUGAUGCAAUAACAGUGAUGCGUUCAGUCCCUCAUACGUUGUGCGGGCAUUUCACAUAAGUUUUCUUCUGAGCGUGAGCCGUCACAUUAACAGCUCUUUAACAGUAAAACAAAGUGUGAUGCUUUCGCUCGUGUGUACGAAAAUACGUGUAUGCCACAUUUUACAUGUAGCCUUUAAAAUGUGCUGAACUAAUGCACUGUGCAGCGGUACUCCACCUGUGACCUUUGCUUCCUCUGGGACUGUUUACAUUCACAGUGCCUGCUAAGUGUUGAUUUACUUGAUGAAGUGACAAAUUUCAUAUUUUUAUACUUUUGUUGUUUGUUUGUUUUUUUAACCUAUUUAGGAUUCUAUUUAUGAGCUUUUUAUAUUAUGUAUGUGACAGUGUUUAGUUUGGGAUGCAGGCAUCUCACCUUUUUCUAUGGGUAUCUAUUAAGUAAUAUUUAAUAAUAUUAAUAAUAAUAAUAAUGUAUUGUCAUAGAGACGUUUGCUAUUUAUACAUUUUGUAUGAUUUUUUUUUGUAAGUUUUACCUGAA
Messenger RNA from Acanthopagrus latus (yellowfin seabream), 1551 nucleotides. It is a transcript of the gene il11b, whose product is annotated as interleukin 11b. The record is from RefSeq and is a predicted model, not a curated record. The transcript is spliced from 5 exons. Gene Ontology annotation, molecular function: growth factor activity; cytokine activity. NCBI's taxonomy places the organism in Eukaryota, Metazoa, Chordata, Actinopteri, Spariformes, Sparidae. Gene Ontology annotation, cellular component: cytoplasm. The coding region runs from base 109 to 711 and encodes 200 amino acids. Gene Ontology annotation, biological process: positive regulation of cell population proliferation; positive regulation of MAPK cascade.